This is a messenger RNA of Pelobates fuscus (common spadefoot toad), 1673 nucleotides long. RefSeq names its product gamma-aminobutyric acid receptor subunit pi-like. Gene Ontology annotation, biological process: regulation of membrane potential; chloride transmembrane transport; nervous system process. Gene Ontology annotation, molecular function: extracellular ligand-gated monoatomic ion channel activity; neurotransmitter receptor activity; chloride channel activity. The coding region runs from base 246 to 1523 and encodes 425 amino acids. Gene Ontology annotation, cellular component: synapse; GABA-A receptor complex; neuron projection. The transcript is spliced from 10 exons. The record is from RefSeq and is a predicted model, not a curated record. NCBI's taxonomy places the organism in Eukaryota, Metazoa, Chordata, Amphibia, Anura, Pelobatidae.
UUCUACCUCCUCUGACAUAAGCCAUUCUCUCAACUCUUACAGAUGUUGCCAACGCAGAUCCUGGCUACCGUACAGAUUUAACACACUGAAAACAUGCUGUGAUCUUCACUAACGACUACGAGAGAAAGCGACUUGUAACUGGUCCCAAGACAACUUAAUCAGGAUUACGUCUUCUAGGAAAUAAGGAGAUAUGAACAAUUCAAACGCACUUUAGAUAUCCCUGCAACGUACUUCCAUUUCCAGAAAUGUAUCCUUAUCAUCGGGAAAUCACAGCACUUCUAUCAAUUCUCUUCAGCAUUAUGCAUUUUUCCUUUGUAAAAUCUGAUGGCGAAAUUCUUCCUCCAACUAUUCAAAAGUUAAUGAAAGGAUACAACAAGUACCUGCGCCCAUUCUUUGAUAAUGGGCCUGUGACGGUGGGAAUGAGCUUGGACAUUGCCAGUAUUGACACAAUAUCAGAGAUAAACAUGGAUUAUACAGCUACCAUAUUUUUGAGGCAGCGCUGGACCGAUGAGAGACUUUGCUUUGAAGGCAACAAGAGUUUAAGUUUAGAUGGACGGCUCGUGGAGUUGCUUUGGGUUCCAGACACGUUUAUUGUCGAUUCAAAAAAGUCAUUUCUUCAUGAUAUCACUGUUGAAAAUCGUCUAAUAAGGAUUUAUCCAAAUGGAACAGUACUUUAUGCACUGAGGAUUACUACAACGGUUGCAUGCAGCAUGGAUUUAACAAAGUAUCCGAUGGAUAAACAGACCUGCACCUUGCAGCUGGAAAGCUGGGGGUACAAUAUCAACGAUGUCAUGUUCUACUGGACAAGAGGAAAUGAUUCAGUUCGUGGACUUAACACAUUACGCCUGGCACAAUAUACGGUUGAAGAUCAUUACACAUCUGUAUCUGAAGCAGUAUAUGAGACAGGACGCUAUCCAAAGUUAAUCUUUCACUUUGACCUCAAAAGAAACAUUUUGUAUUUCAUACUGGAAACAUACGUCCCCUCAAUUCUGCUGGUUGUGCUUUCAUGGGUGUCCUUCUGGAUCAGUCAGUCUUCUGUACCUGCUAGAAUAUGUAUUGGUGUUACAACCGUGCUCACCAUGACAACGCUAAUGAUGGGCGCGCGGACAUCUCUUCCAAAUGCCAACUGCUUUAUAAAGGCAAUUGAUGUUUACCUAGGAAUCUGCUUCAGUUUUAUAUUUGGGGCACUUUUGGAAUACGCCAUUGCCCAUUUUUGUACUCUUCGUCUACCAAAUCAAAAGAACUCAACACAGGAUAUGGAUGAUGGUGAUAUCGAUAUGAAUGGAUCCAUUGUUGCAGUCUCCAGUGAAGCGAACAACCAAACACAAGUUACUAACAGAGAAAAGAAAGACAAUGGACGGAACAAUAGUGCAUUUCUUAAAGCCAAGAAGAGACUCCUAUGCAUUUUUUACUGCUUACGAGUUGAAAAUCCUCAUCAUAUAGAUAAUUAUUCAAGACUAUCUUUUCCUUUAUCAUUUAUGGUGGUAAAUGUACUGUACUGGGUGUAUUAUCUGUAUUUCUAAAUUUCCAACCUCACCUACUCGUACAGCUCUUGUAUAUAUUGGGGCUAUGUGCAAACGUAUGACAAUACUUUAGAGUUAAACAAUCUUCAUAAUCUUUUUUUUUUUUUUUUGCUAUUGUUGUUGCUUUCUUAGUAGAUUAAAAACUGUAUU